GACGGGUCACAUGAUACACGCGCGGGGUGGGGGUCAGCUGACCGGAAGUAGAGCGAGCGGAGGAAGGCGGCGGCUCGCUGCGAUGGAGCGCUACGAUAAAGCGGCGCCCCCGGAGCUCGGGCAAAAUGAGGGCUCCUUAACAUCAACUCUAAGAACGCUUCUGUUCUUCACAGCUCUGAUGAUCUUAUUACCUAUUGGGCUGUACUUCUCUUCAAAGGCUUAUGUAUUUGAAGGUACCUUGGGAAUGUCCAACAGAGACAGCUAUUUUUAUGCUGCCAUCGUCGCUGUAGUUACUGUUCAUGUGGUACUUGCUCUCUUUGUCUAUGUAGCUUGGAACGAAGGGUCUCGCCAGUGGCGUGAAGGCAAGCAGGACUAAAGCAAGCAUCACCAUCUGAUAUCCACAGACUGGAGACUGGAUAUUUGUGGAUGGAGUGAAAAACAUUCUUGUGCAAAAUAGAAGUUAAUGCCUCUGGGCUCUGAAUGCCUGUGUGUGAAUAGUCCAAGAUUCGUGCUCAUCUCCGCUGAAUACUAGUAAUGUGUCGAAGGGUGACCAUUUAUAAUUUAAAUCAACCUCAGCUUGGCAAACUUGGAGAAGCCUUUACCUGAAAUUGGAGUGGAGUGACUAGAAGGAAUGUGUAUUUUGUAUGUGUGCAACAAAUUUUGGGGUUUUUUUACCGUUCUGACCUGCUAACAAGACACAGAGAAAUUGAGACACACAUCGGUCAGUUAUGAAGCGAAAUUAUGUAUUGCUAAUGUUAAGUUACCGGUUUAAAAGGCUGAGUAACGUUCUAGUAGGACUAAAACAGAGUAGAUUUGGUUCCCACUUGCUCUGGGUGGAUGCUCAGUUUUAGAAACAUGGAAUCAAAUUGAGCAGCGCUUUGUGCUCCUCAGCCAUAGUCGCAUGAGUGUACAGUUUACAUUUUUAGUGGAAGAAUAGGAAGAGAAUGUUUCAUACAUAAUCCUAAAAGGCAGCUCUUGAGAGCUAAAGAUCUUGCAUAUUGGAGAGUGGCUUGUUAAUGUUUUAUGGGAACUGUGAGCUAUCAGAACAGAAUAGAGGAUGCACUCUUAAAAUUUCACUAUCAGACAUAUCUCAAGCUCCCUGAAAAUCAUUAGCUUGUAUCAAAACAUUUUCUGACUCUUACCAUUCAUUUCCAGGAAAAGUUAUUUCAUAAACUACAAGGAACCAUGUAAUAUGGUGUCUUACUGCUUCAGUAAGCUAUGGCAAAUGCGUUUGAGGGAUUCUGCUGCAGCUGGGGUGGUGUACUUAAGGCUUAAGACCAAAUAGAUGAAAGUAACCUCCCAAGAAAUGCAAUAAAUCUCCUACAAAGGCAUGUUUGGGAGUAAUGUCAUAGCAGCUUAGCAAGGUGGUCAGAAAAUUCAGUUGGUGUCUUCUAUUUCAUAGUGAACAAUUUUUAGUUUUGUCAUUUUUAAAUUUUGGCUUGUUGCAUUUUUUUUUUAACUGACUUUUCUCCCCACUGACAUUUUCAAUAUCUCUAGAAGAUUUCGGUAAUCCUGACCUGCUCAUCCUUCCACUCUUACUACCUUGAAGCUUUGUUGCAAAGGAGAACUGCCUAUUGUUUUCUUUCCAAUGACCAUACUAAAUUGCAGUUGCUCCUAAACAAGUCUCGCUUUCAGCCACCUCCCACUGCUACUUGAAUGUGUUGGAUAUUUCUUAUGGUGCAAUCGUGGACAAAAUACAUUGAAGAGUGUGUUUGGGAGAUGUGCUGGAGGAACAAGUGAGAUUUAAGGGGAGAAAGCCAGCUAAAGCAAUACUCUUAAAACUUUUGUCCACUAUUAAAUAAAACAUAAUGGUGACCAUGUUUUGUCAUCGCUACCUCUUCCAUGACAGAUAUCCACUUUGCUUAUUUUGUUGAAUCAUGAAAGAAAUGAAUUUGUUCUAAUUUUCUAUCCUCUUGGAAGGAAAGGGGCUUUACCUAAAGUCACAUCAGGAUGAAAUAUGUCUAACAGAUCAUUAUCCUGAGUUUCAUUCUGCUUUUGUAUUAACUAUAUUUUCUGUGUGGAGCAGCAUUUUUCCUAAGAUUACGGUAAUGCAUAGCCUUUCCUAUACUUUUUUUUUAAAGGCGCUUUGUGACUUUGCUUUUCCUGUUUCACUUGUAUCAUGUUCCUACAGUUUCAAAGGGAUUAUUGGUUGAUGUGGGAAUUGGAUAGUUCGUACCCACACUUGUGGUCUGCAGACCACGAAUAUGGUAGAUCAACUAUUUGGGCUUAUGUGCACAAUAGAUACAGAAGUAUAUUAAGAUAGACUGUGACCCACCCACCCCUAUGUACUAAUGUUCAGGAGCAAGCCCUAAAAGUGAAGCAUACUGCAUGUUAGCUUCAGGUUAGCCACAAAUCAAUUUUUAAAUCUCAUGUCUGAAACAUUAACUUUUCCAGUCUGCAAGUCCAGUGUUGCUGGCACACUAGAGAAGGAUACUGUAGUUAUUUGAAAUGCAGAUUUAUUUUGUAAGAUGCCAUUCUGAGAGAUCCCCAUUCCCCACUACAUGUACCCCCAUGUUAUAUAAGAGCCCUUUAAUAAAGAAUUAUCAUUCACUGAGUUCCAGUACCGAGGCUUAGUAAAUGUGAAUACUUUAGCUGAAUUAUUUCUCAAUCAUCGUCCUGCUAAUGCUGCUCAUGUAAGAUGAUUUAUAAUGAACAGAUUAGGUACAGCAACACACAGAAUUAACUUUACUCCAUUUAUAACAGUCUGAAAACGAGGGCUCUGCUGUGCUUCAUUGAUUCUGUGUACAAUGUUAUAUCCAGGUGUUUGUACUGUCAGGGGUCACUAGACCCUAAAAUUACAUUUCCGUGGAAUUAUAAUUGCUUACCAUACUUGGCUAGUCACAAAAAAGUAGAGGUGCUGAAAAGUUCCAGAGGACCAUAGCUUAAAUAUGCUUCAGCUAUUCAUAGUGAAAAUGUGAGGAGUCCGUUGAUAAGACUUUUACUUCCUCAUAAGCAGAACAUCUUGGUUUUUAAAAGGCCUCCUUAAGGAAAGUAAGACCAGAGUUUUGAGUAUGGGGACAGUGGAAACAACUGAGCAGAGCAAAGCAAAGAAGCUGAACACCCCAUCUAGGCACGUGACACUGAAAAGAGCAAUAUUGAAAGAAGGAAAAUAAGAGGUGUAGAACCUGAGAAGUUACAGAAGAGCUUAAAGAAUAUAGCCCACAUCCAUAGUGGGGCUCAAACAGACUUAAUGAGCGCUGUGUUAAACUCACUGUAAGAAUUGACCUGUUUAAUGUGUACAAGGCCAAAAGCAUGUUAAAAAUGUAUAGGCUGCUGCUUUCAAAUAGGAUCCUCGCCCAACUUGCCCCAUUCUGCUUUGCAUGGCCAGACUUUUAGAAAUCCUUUUAGCUGUUUAUAUUUCACUGGUGGUUAGGAACCUGGGAUCACACUCCGCUAGGCAUUGUACAAAUGCAGAACAAAACAAUGGUCUGUGUCCCGAACAGCUUACAGUCUUAGGAUGCUAUGCCUCGCUUUGGUUUUAAAGAUCAGUGCACUCGGAACAAACGGAGACGCAGCAAUACACCAAUAAGAGCUUAUUCUGUGGAUGGAUACUAGUUUGUGCAUUGUGUGUACAAGAAUUAUGCUAACCAGCUAAAAGAAAAGGAGUACUUGUGGCACCUUAGAGACUAACCACAAGUACUCCUUUUCUUUUUGCGAAUACAGACUAACACGGCUGUUCCUCUGAAAGCUAACCAGCUAGGUACCUGGACCUGUUUGGCUACAACAGGGUUCAAAAAAGAACUAGCUAAGUUCAUGGCAGGCAGGUCCGUCAAUGACUGUUAGUCAGGAUGGACAGGGAUGGUGUCCCUCACCUCUGUUUGCUAGAAGCUGGGAAUUGGUGACGGGAUGGAUCACUUGAUUACCUGUUCUGUUCAUUUCCUCUGAAGCAACUGGUAUUGGCCAGUGUUGGAAGACCAAAUACCAGGCUAGAUGGACUUUUGGUCUGACCCAGUAAGGCCAUUCUUAUGUUCUUAGAAAAUAUAUACUGCACUAGAUACCCUACUGGGAGCCUUCUUGUGCUUCAGCAACAUGAAGUUAUAUUUUAAAUCAUGGUAGGCUGAGUUUGUAUUACAGAGUCCAUGCUCAUGUCAGAGUAACAUCCAAGCUAAUUUGUUAUCGUGACACAAAUUGUCAGUGUAUAAUAGCCAUAGACCCUUUUCUUGUUUAAAUAAUGCUCUGUAGGCUUUGAAAUUAUCCUGAAUUGUAGGAUUAGCGCUUUCCCUUUCCUUGUUUCCUGAUUAUUUGUGUAAAACUAAAUCGUGCAACAAGGGAAUAUUUUUAAUUGGCAUUUAGAAGUUUGCCUUAAUUUUUUAUAUUAAUGGUUUUCAGUACUUAAACAGGGGUUUGAACAAUUGCUGAUGAACAACACAAUUUACAGUUUUACACAGGACGGUCAAACUAGAGCUGAUUAGAUAGCAUGAAUAGAUAUUUAAGACCAGUUGUUUCUCUAAAUUUUCAAAAUAUUCCCCAGGUCUCUAGCUAUGUGGCUCAUUGAGACAGUUGGGAAUUAUGGAGUCAAAAACCCAGGAACUUUCCAAAAUUAUUCUGUAGUAUUACUUGGAUAAGUCGACUUUCCUUUCUUUUGUGUGUCCUGCACAGGCUAAAUUUUCAUCUGAUCCUUCCUUUUUAAAAUGACUGCAGAGGUGUAUGAGGGACACUCAGAAAUUGGAAUAAGCAAGCUUAAUUGGGGUUCAGAACACUUCAUUUAGUUUAGACCGAGAAUUGCUAAAAGAGUGUCGAGACAUCUACGCAGGAAGAUGUCAAUAUUUGGGUUUAUCAGUUGUCAUUGUUCUUAGACUUGUUCUUUCCCUCUUGUCUGUCAUCCCCUAACGCUGGCUGAUGUAAAUAAGCUGUUAAUAUGUGGGCAGCACCGUCUGUGUAUGCUGAAGUUGGGGGGAAAAAAGUGUAAAAUGUUUGUGGGGUGGGUAACUUUCAUUUUACUUGAAACUGCUAAAAACCACUUAAAUGGACAUAAUACAAGCUUGUAUGCAGUGCUAUAGCAGUGUUGGUCUCAGGAUAGUAGAUAUACAAGAUGGUGAGGUAAUAUUUGAAGAACUGAAAGCUUGUCUAUCUCACCAACACAAGUUGGUCCAGUAAAAGAUAUUACCCCAUCCACAUAGUACAAGAUUGUUAGUAAACAGUCUCCAGUUUGUCAUACUGCACUAGCAGAGUGACUGACUGGAUGGCAGGUUUUUCUGUCUGAAAUUCGGUGGGGGGGGUGUGCGUGCGCUCCAUUAGCUAGAAAAUGGAGGGGAAAAUUAUAUACUUCUCACUUGGUGAACUGCUGGACAGUAAGUGUUUGGGGUUAUUGGCAUUUUGCUAGCUUUUACCUUGACUAGCUUGGCAGCUGUUUGCAAAUAAAUUAAUCUUGUUAUAUUUGGUUUGAGGUAGAGUACUUUCAGAGCCUUCCCAAAGGGAUGUAGCUGACUCAAGUAGUUUUGUCCAAAGACAGGCAAGGUGUAUGUCACAAAGGGUCUUUUCUGACGGCCUUCAAUGUGGACACGUGCAGUUUAGUUCAGGGAGGCUGCUUCCUGUAUAGGGAGCCCUAUGGAAAAAGGCCCAAGGGUGAUUGGGGGAAAAACUGACAAGUGGGUGCAUGAAUGAGAACUGGAAUAUACCUCUUUUACUGCUCUGUACAUGUUGUCCUAAGCUCUUUCUGGACAGCAUUUUAUGGCAUAUAUUCAAUUUUUGAGGAUCAGGCAAGGUACCAAUGCCAUUGAUCUCGUAUUACAUGUGAGUCGUGCACAAAGCAGCAAACCGGCUCUGAUUUUAUAUUUUUAAAACUUUCAGUGUAAAUCUGGAAGCAAAAAAGUUCACAGCUUUACAUCUUUGUGCAUGAUUUCACCAGGCAUUUGUACGCUCUAGCAUUGGAUGCAUGGGGCACAUAGAAACAAGCAGGGUAGCUUUUCCUAUAAAAUCCCCAGUGAUGCAUCUCUAAGGGGUGGGUCAAGCCUCUGAACUAUAUAUCUUAAAAUCCCACAGAGCAAUUGGCACUCUGUUUAGCCCUCGUUAUCUCUGAUCUAGUACUUGUUUACAUACAUAAAAUCAGUAUUUUCAGUGUUAGGUUACUGAAUGCAUCUUCGCCUAUAUUGACACUUCAAGAGCCAGCAUUAGUGAAGGCCAAAUUAGACUUGAAUGGUGCAUACAAAAAGGAAAUAUUGCCAAGUGCUGGGGUCCAAAUCCAGUCCUGUGUCGGUCAGUAAAGACUUUUCUGUACUAAUGCCAUGAAUUUCUGGUGGUGUGUUCUGCUGUUCAAGGGGAAAGCUCUGAGAGAAUUGAAGCAGGAGAAAUGGACUAUGGUGGUCCUAUAUGUAGCAGAACUGAGGUUGGGGACAAAGAUGAACCUUUAGAGAUUUGGUCCUUCCUGUUCCCUUAGAAUGAUGUCUGGUUGGGAUAGAGGAGGUAGGAGGGAUGUUUCCAGGAGCAUCAGUCGCCGCCUCCUAGUGGGGGUAGAGAAAUGCAGUGGCCUUCCAUUUCUGGAGGGCAGGGCGGUUGAUUGGGAUGCUUUUUGAUGGGAGGGUGUCCCAGUUUGGGUCUGAGCGUGAAAGGUGGGGGAAAGAAUGCUGCCUUACCUGCAAGCUAAACCCACGCCUCUCAUACCUCAAAUUGAAGUAGAGAUGCACAUAACAAGAAACACCGAUAACACUUUCUGAGACUUACCUAGAAGCGGUUUGAUAUUUCACAUAUCUUGGCAGCAUUGUAAGUACAACAGAUGGAACAGACGAAGACGCUGAAGCCAGAAUAGUGAUAGCCAGAUAUGCCUUUGUAACUCUAAAGCCAAUUGGGAGAAACAGAAAUCUUGCCCUCCAGACUAAACUUAGAAUGUUUAGCACUAUUGUAACGUUGGUCUUACUCUGUGGUGCUGAAACUCGGAGACUUAUUAAAACCUUACUAUCUAAACUCCAAGUUUUCAUGAACAGCUGCCUUUGACAAAUCCUGACUGUCAGAUGUCCAAAAAAAAAAAAUCACAAUUGAAUUCUGGACGAGGACAAAAUAGAAACUGAUAGGUCAGGAAAUAAUGGAAUGAAAAUGGAGGUGGGGUAGGACAUACAUGGAAGGAGGACCUGGAGCACCUAAGACAAGUAUUGGACUAAAAGCCCCUCGACAAGAGGUGAUGAGGUAGACCAAGGAUAACAUGGAAACACACAAUCGAAGCAGGACUGAAGCUAAAACUGCAGCGGGAGACCAGCAAAGAUGGAAGGCAGUGGUGAAGGCCAUAUAUUCUGCAUGGAAGAGAGAGGUACUUCAGCUCAAUUCCUGCUCCACUGAUUCUCUUCCUGUUUGAGACUGAGGCCCUUAGCAGAAGCAAUUGUCUGUUUAUAAAUUUUGGUGCUGGGACUGAAGCUCUCUUUCACAAGAGAACAGACACAGUGUAUGUGGUGGCAAAACGCACUGCCCUACCAAAGUGCAUCAACCCUGAAUUGAAGGGGAGGAGAGCUGUAUACCUGAUCAAUCAAUAUGUGAUCCCUGUCCCCUCUCUGCUCAGACUACCAGCAAAGAUGCCAGUUGUGGAAAUUCCACCAUGUGGACACCUCAUAUUGAAUUAUGUGGCCACUGAACCACCAUGAGGUGGUAAUGACUUUUGGUCAUUUUUGCUCUGAGCUAGAAUCAAGGAGAUGUAAUGCUGUUUCCAAGCUAUACUGUGAUCUUCUACAGUGUAGUCUAAUAUAAUUGAUUUCUUGUCUAUUUUGAGUGGGAGCCUGAAACCGAAUGGAGCAACUCUCUAAAAGGUGUAACUUUACAACAAUAAAAAGGUAACUGGUUAAGUGCUAUUUUCAUUCUGUGACUCACCUGUACUUCUGACAGAAGACAACGCAUCAGAAUUGUGACCUUUAUCUCGAUAAUGUGCCCGCAAAACAAUAAUGAAAACAGUGACUAAGCAAGGGAACAAAUUCUCCUUGAAAAUUAACAGUGGGUUGUCUUAAACUUUGUGUAACCCCCUUCAAGCUCUGUUGUACUUCUUAUUCGUUGCUGGAAUAAAUACUAUUUUUGUCAAGUACCAUUGGCCUACUGGAUUACCAAUGUAAUAAACAGUUUUGAUCUUGUUUUCUUGA
Messenger RNA from Caretta caretta (loggerhead turtle), 8054 nucleotides. It is a transcript of the gene VMA21, whose product is annotated as vacuolar ATPase assembly factor VMA21. Gene Ontology annotation, biological process: vacuolar proton-transporting V-type ATPase complex assembly. The record is from RefSeq and is a predicted model, not a curated record. Lineage: Eukaryota; Metazoa; Chordata; Testudines; Cheloniidae. Gene Ontology annotation, cellular component: endoplasmic reticulum membrane.